UGGCCUGAGGGCGGCGGGAAGAGCCUCGAAAUCGGGCCAGCUGCCUCCAGAUGUCCUCGCAGGCGGUCCGGCCGUAACUGGUUCUUUCCGGCGCGGUCUGCGCAGGACCGUGCGCACUCGGCUCCCAUUGACCAGCGAGGCCUCCCGACCAAUAGUAACCUAAGGCGCCUGCGACUCGGUCGUCGCAGCGACAGCACACUCCAAGGGUGUCCGACACGGUGUUAACCUAGAGGCGCUACCGCGAGCGAACGCCCCAGCACCCAGCUACCAGCUAUCAGCUGUGAUACUCCCCUUCGGCGGCUCGGCCCUCGCCAACUGGACCAAGAAGCGAGCAUCGGCGUACGAGCUUUCGGCACUGGCACGCGAUUUGCGCACCGAGGGCGUCCUUACGCGAGACCACCCCCCAGAGGACGAGGAGGUCCAGGUCGAGGAAGAAGACUCGGGACCAGGCGCAGGGGCCUCCAGGGUGCAGGAAUAGGGCGCGGCCCCGCCAUGCCGUCAGGUAUCGGGGCUUCGUACAGGUCGCUCGGCGACCUGGGCGAAGACGUCUACAAAAGCACGACCAUCGUCGACCAGACCCAGACCACGGGGCAGAGCGUCCUGGAGAGCGUGAAGAAGGCCUUCAGCUUCGCCGCCCCGAAGGUGGAGCUCCGGAAGAAGGACCCUCUGAUCGAUGACCGAAGAGAGAGCGUCUCGAUCGUCUCAAGGGACAGAAACAAGAUGCCGACCGCUGCCACCGCCGAGGAGUCAGCUCUGUUGGGCACGAUGCCUUCGGACAGCAUGGACGACAUCGAGCUGAAGAACAUCCAGCUGCAGUUCCCGGCUCUGCGAUAUCUGACGAGAGAUGACGGAUCCGUUCGGGAGGAGAGGGUCGAGACCGACAAGGGAAGCCUGCUGGUCGCUCGGCAAGGAAAUCGCGCAAGACCUGCCAUUCUCACCUAUCACGACUUAGGCCUUAACUAUGUAUCGAGUUUCCAAGCGUUCUUCAAUUACAUCGACAUGCGCGUCCUCCUGGAGAACUUUUGCGUGUACCACGUGAACGCGCCCGGUCAAGAGGAGAACGCGCCGACGUUACCGGAAGAUUACGUGUAUCCGUCCAUGGACGAGCUCUCGGAGCAGCUGCUCUUCGUCCUGGGUCAUUUUGGGUUGACGUCGGUAAUCGGGUUCGGGGUCGGCGCCGGGGCCAACAUCCUCGCGAGAUUCGCCCUGGCCCAUCCCGAGAAGGUGAACGCCCUGUGCCUGAUUAACUGCGUCUCGACGCAAGCUGGAUGGAUCGAGUGGGGAUACCAGAAGCUGAACGUUCGCCAUCUUCGGUCCCAGGGGAUGACGCAGGGGGUGCUGGACUACCUCAUGUGGCACCACUUCGGCAGGGGUACCGAGGAGAGGAACCACGACCUGGUCCAGGUGUACAAGAACUACUUCGAGCGUCGGGUGAACCCGACGAACUUGGCUCUCUUCAUCGACAGCUACGUCCGGCGAACCGACCUCAACAUCACGAGAGAGCUGGACCCAACGCGCAAGAGGGAAGGGUUAACGUUAGGGGUACCCGUGAUGAACAUCACCGGGGCCUUGAGUCCCCACGUCGAGGACACUGUCACGUUAAACGGGAGACUGGACCCCACCAACAGCUCCUGGAUGAAGAUCUCCGAUUGCGGCAUGGUGCUGGAAGAGCAGCCGGGAAAAGUGAGCGAGGCCUUCCGACUGUUCCUCCAGGGUGAAGGAUAUGUGGUGAGAUCCACGCGGAAGCCCGUCACGCCAACAACACCCGAAGUGGCACCCCUCUCGCCGUUGAAGAUGGCGGACUACAGGUUGGCGUCCCUGGAGGGCCUGAACCACAUCUGCGCCAAGAGAAUCGACUGGCCCGGAGCCACCAUACACAUCACCGAGAAUCCCAUAUCAGAGGCCGUGGUUUGUUAAGCGGCCGAAGUCCUGCCGAGAGUUUCUAUCGUCGCGAUUUUUACCGAAAGAAGGGGGGGCCCGUUCCGCAGGAAAAUAGGGCCCAGAAUCCGGGGCCCGAAACAACGACUCAACUUUAUUUUAACCUGACGUGGCGGACCUCGUCGCGAUUGGAUGUUGGCAUCGACUCGUCGGAUUAGGAAGCGAUAUCUCGUCGACGCGUCGAUUUUCGGCCCGACCCCUGAAUGACGUCCGAUCGGCGAUAAUUCGAGGAGCGGGUCUCUUUCCUGCAGUCAUUAGGGCUCGGGGCGAGGAUCGAUCGACGAAUCGACCGAGGAGUUACGAUAUCCCGUAGAAGCUUGCGAUUAGACACGCGCAGCACGCACGACACUGCUUUUCGUGUUCGUACACACUGUCGACGAGCAACGUCGCGGGUUGCGAUAAGGACCAUGGUGCUCGGAAGGGUGUCGGAAGCGUGAGACCCCGCUGAGAGGAAACUACCCCCUGGAUAGUAGGGAGUCAUCCGAGGGAGGGAUCUCCUAGAGAUAUCCUCGAAGGACGUCUAGGAAACUACCCCCGAGUUCCCAGCUACCGUCGUCUAACGUGCACAACGAACCAGCGAGCCAACGAACCGCGUCCUUACCCCUAUCACUGAUUAACGGCGUCGACAAUUUUUAUCAUAUCCAUCGCCAUCGCACCGUAAUUCGACCGCGGGAGAAAUUUCCAUCAGGGUGUACGUCUUCUCCGUCAUUCCGUGGCGGGUGUCAUUAACGCUUUUACUGAUCGGCGGAGUUUUUUAGAGCGAAGUAAUAUCGGGCGUUACUCGACGGUACUUUUUAAACUAGCCCAAAUAGCUACGGGUAGAUUUCCAGAGUUCCCCUCCCUGACGGCUUGUUCGCGCUCGAGCACCGUCCGCACCCUUCCCUCGUUUCGGUCGGUACUGCAGGGAGACUAGAUUAGGGAGAGCUGGUAGAUAGGUAGGUAGGUAGAAGUUACGAAAAUGGUCCGGUAGGGUAUGGCAUCGACCGGGUUUUCAAGGAGCCUAUAGCGUGAUAUGAUAAGACGUGCCUGCUACAUACGUACGUAGCUUAAAGUGUAUCGCUUUAGUUUUCUAAGCGUCCUUUGACUUUUUCUCUUUCGUGCAUAUCUCGCGUGGCUUUUUGCCGCCAAGGUCGGUCUCGAGGAGACCAUUCGGCUUCGGCCGAACGAUCGCCGGCGAUUUCCGCGUCCGGACCGGACGCGGAGAGGGAGCAGCUUUCGUCGGGGUGCACUUUCGCGGGAUUGAGGGAGCGAGUCCGGAUAUGCCGAUUUUUACAGGUGAAAAUCGCGAGGGCGACGGCCGUCGGGCUCACCGUCACGCGACGACUCCGCCGUCGACGUCGCCGCGACGGCGACCGGGAAAACACGACUAGAUCGUAGCGAAACUGGUAUAUAACGAAUUGAUUAAUCCUAAGAGCGAAUAACUUAGAUGGAGCUUGACUGUAAGUUAAACGACACGUGCACAUGAUAUACACCUUGUUAUUUAUAAUAAAUGACUCUAGAAAAGGA
Orussus abietinus is the source of this 3444-nucleotide messenger RNA. RefSeq names its product protein NDRG3 (gene MESK2). Gene Ontology annotation, cellular component: cytoplasm. The transcript is spliced from 10 exons. The record is from RefSeq and is a predicted model, not a curated record. Bases 493 to 1917 code for a protein of 474 amino acids. NCBI's taxonomy places the organism in Eukaryota, Metazoa, Arthropoda, Insecta, Hymenoptera, Orussidae. Gene Ontology annotation, biological process: signal transduction.